UUACCCCAAACACCCUGUACUGUGUUGCUAAGACAAUGUAAACAAACGAGCGUUCGUAUUCUAAGCGAUUUUUAAUUAAUAAUAUGGGAGGCAAAAGUUAUUAUUGUGAUUAUUGUUGUUGUUUUAUGAAGAAUGAUCUCAAUGUGCGCAAAUCACAUAAUGCUGGCAUCGCACACUGCACUGCAAAGGCAACUUAUAUGCGCCGCUUCGAGCAUCCCCGCAAAAUAUUAGAGGAAGAGCGCAUGAAAAUACCCUGCAAACGUUUUUUUGCUGGAUACUGCAAGUUUCAGGCUCUCUGCAAAUUCGGCCAUUUUAAUGCAAAACAGAUGCAACAUCUAGAGAAAAUUGUGAGUAAACUAAAGAAAAAACAAAGUUCCAAAAGGAAAAAAAUGCCGCAACUCAAACAAAAUUUGCCGCCGUCACUUCAAUCAAUAAAUUUAACCAAGCUGAAGCAAAGCAAUCUGGAGUUAAGCUGGGGUUAG
This is a messenger RNA of Drosophila nasuta, 482 nucleotides long. RefSeq lists its product as uncharacterized. The transcript is spliced from 3 exons. The record is from RefSeq and is a predicted model, not a curated record. Gene Ontology annotation, cellular component: U12-type spliceosomal complex. The coding region runs from base 84 to 482 and encodes 132 amino acids. Gene Ontology annotation, molecular function: zinc ion binding. NCBI's taxonomy places the organism in Eukaryota, Metazoa, Arthropoda, Insecta, Diptera, Drosophilidae.